Molecule: messenger RNA, 1533 nt
Organism: Microcebus murinus (gray mouse lemur)
Lineage: Eukaryota; Metazoa; Chordata; Mammalia; Primates; Cheirogaleidae
Source: RefSeq, a predicted model, not a curated record
AUUCUUUCCAAGAUCUCAUCUGAACUUCAUUGCUCUUUGUAGGGAGGACAUAUUCUUAAGUUGCCUAUUAAAGAAAGCUGCAGAUCCUGACAGAGGAUGGUGACACCACAGAGAGAGCACCUGUGCUCUCCUAGGCCCCAGUUGGGACUCCCAACUUGGCUCCCAGGAGCUGGAAGACACUCAUUGCUAAAAUUGGGAGACAUGAGUCAUGAAGUACCAACAAUGACCACGCAAAUAAAACAAAUACUCCAUCCUGCUCUGAGAACCACAGCAAUGGCAUUAUUCCUGGUAUUGCUAUUCCUGGCUGCUGGGCUGCUUCCAUGCUUUCCUGCAGAUGGAUCUGAGGAUCCAAAGUUUGCUUCUGUGUUAACCUCCCGAAAAGAAGUACAAAGGGAGAUCGUAGACAAACACAAUGAACUGAGGAGAGCAGUGUCUCCAUCUGCCAGCAACAUGCUCAAGAUGGAAUGGAGUAGUCAGGCUGCAGCAAAUGCCCAAAAGUGGGCAAACCAGUGCAAGUACCAACACAGUACCCCAGAAUUUCGAAGAACCAAUACAAGCUGUGGUGAGAACCUCUAUAUGUCAAGCGCCAUCACUUCAUGGUCAUCUGCAAUCCAAAGUUGGGAUAAUGAGAAACAUGACUUUAUCUUUGAAGUAGGGCCAAAGACUCCCAAUGCAGUGGUUGGCCAUCAUACUCAGGUUGUUUGGUACUCUUCUCACCUCGUUGGAUGUGGAUUUGCCCACUGUCCCAAUCAAAAUGGUCUAUCAUUCUUCUUUGUGUGCCAAUAUUGUCCUGCUGGAAAUUCUUUUUCAAGAAUAUAUGCCCCUUACCAACAAGGAAAAUCUUGUGCCAGCUGCCCUAACGACUGUGACGAUGGACUAUGCACCAAUGUUUGCAAAUAUGAAGAUAAAUAUAGUAACUGUAAACAGUUGAAGAACAAGUUUGGCUGUAUCCAUCAACUUGUCGAGGAUAGUUGCAAGGCUGCCUGCAAUUGUGUAAACGAAAUUUAUUAAAUGCUCAAUACACAGUAAACAGGGCCAUGUGGAGAUUAGCUACACCAUCUACUUAGAUUUGACAUCUACUUAGAGUUAACAUAUACUAACAGAGAAAUUGUAGGUACGUUAGCUACAAAUUUGAUUCCGAACAGCAAUGAAUCUUUUCCUUUUGGAUCUGCCUUAUAUUUUACAAAAAUCUCUUUCACGCAAAGAAUUAAAAAGUAAUAAAAUCUAUGGCAACAAACUUUGAAGUUUUGUAUUUAAAUUUUGUGAUUUAAAUUUAAUAAAUUUAAUUAACUUGAGGAUUCUGAAAGUUGUAUUCUCAUUUGACUAAUACCACUAAAACCCUGGAUCGCAAGUGAGAACCAUGUUCCUAGGACUGGAUGUACAAAAAGAACAGAAUAUGAUAUCAUUUUCACAUGAACCCUGGGCGACAGUCAUUUUUCCCAGCUUCACUGCCCAGCUGAACAUUUUCGAAGAAGUAUUCACGUAUGCUGUCUUAAUUCCUGCAUACGCGCUCACUCUUCUUCCCACUGAUCU